UUGAAACCCUAGAUGUCCAUUCGGAGAAUGACAAUGGAGGAGUAAUACAUCGAGCGCGAAAGGGGGAAAGACAGAGAGUCUAAUCCGAAACUCAUGGAAGCGAUGCCAAUUUCCACUUCUUUCCGUCGACUAUGCACCAAAUUCCCACCAUUUCUCCUCUUUCCCAAUCCCCGAAUCUCCAAAACCCCACAAAGCCUCUCGUACUACUGGAAUUCCAAAUCAAUCUCAAUCCAGAAACUCCCCACAAAGCUGCUCGUUUCAUCGUCUUCUUCCCCUUCUGUUUCACUCCAACCCAUCGAAGAACUCCCGCCUAAGCUCCAAGAAAUCGUCAAGCUCUUCCAAGCCGUUUCCGAACCCAAAGCCAAGUACGAGCAGCUCCUGUUCUAUGGAAAAAAUUUGAACCCUCUCGAUGCCCGGUUCAAGACCAGCGAGAACAAGGUCCAGGGCUGCGUUUCUCAGGUCUGGGUCCGAGCUUACUUCGACGACGAGAAGAACGUUGUGUUCGAGGCCGAUUCUGACUCGGUGCUCACCAAGGGACUCGCGGCUUUGCUUGUUCAGGGCCUCUCCGGCCGGCCCGUACAGGAGAUUUUGCGGGUUUCCCCCGAUUUUGCAAUGUUGCUUGGAUUGCAACAGAGCUUGACGCCGUCGAGGAACAAUGGGUUCUUGAAUAUGUUGAAGUUGAUGCAGAAGAAGGCCUUACAGCUCUAUGCAGAAGCUGAAAACAAUGAUAGAGAUUUUGGCGGCGAAGUUUCAAAAAACCCGGAUGAGGAUUCGAAUUCAGGCUCAGAAAUUGCGACUUUGGAGGUUUCUGAGUCAGCUAGUGGGAGUUCGGGAUCAAAUUCUGGUCCUAGUACUCUGUUGGGGAGUAGAGGGAAGAGAAUUGAGGAGAAAUUGGAGAGAGAAUUGAAGCCUACUGAUUUGCAAAUCGAAGAUAUUUCUUAUCAGCACGCGGGGCAUGCCGGUGCUCGUGGCAGUAACGGCGAGACACAUUUUAAUAUAAAACUGGUGUCAAAGGAGUUUGAAGGGAAGAGUUUGGUGAAGAGGCAUAGGCUGAUUUAUGAUCUGUUGCAAGAUGAGUUGCAGAGUGGACUGCAUGCCUUGUCCAUUGUGGCAAAGACACCAUCUGAAGUUGAUACUAGCUGAGGAGUUUUCAUAGAAGAGCGGGAAUGCAAGAAAGGCAAAGA
Messenger RNA from Diospyros lotus (date-plum), 1184 nucleotides. RefSeq names its product sufE-like protein 1, chloroplastic/mitochondrial. Lineage: Eukaryota; Viridiplantae; Streptophyta; Magnoliopsida; Ericales; Ebenaceae. The record is from RefSeq and is a predicted model, not a curated record. The coding region runs from base 94 to 1143 and encodes 349 amino acids. The transcript is spliced from 2 exons.